AACUGUUUCUUCGUGAUUAUCCAUUCACAACAGCCGUUGCGCACAUAAUUUGGUCUAUCUACAUAGCUGUGUUGACGCCUUGAUGAAAUCAUCUUUUUCUUAUCAAACCAGUCAAAGCCAAGGGCAUAGCUAGCUAGUAGAUUAAAAUCUACGCAGCACUAAAUAUAAGAUAAUCUGUACUCGUUAUUAAACAGUAGUGCAAGUGUGCAAAAUAAUUUUCAUGCUUCUGUCAUACAUUGUGUUGGUAAAAAGCUUUAUUGACGAUACAUUAUUUGAAUACGUCUCUUAAGGUUGAUUCACAGAUUAACCAUCUCGAUUGUAUAAAAAAAAAAAAACCUAGUGGAACCUUUUUGAAAAAAUAUGUUUCCAUCACGGCAGUCGAAGUAGUGAGACUCGUCGCAAUUUUUUUAUAUCACCUUUUCCACUUCCUGGAUCUUGACUCCAGCGUUUGACCAGCGUGGAGGGAGGAGGUAGAUUUCGUGAAGACCAUGGUGCUGAAAGAGAUUCCUGCCGAAAAUUUUACUCGGCCCCUAGGCCGCAACGAAGUCAUAGGCUUACUUUUCCGUCUGACAAUAUUUGGCGCUGUGACCUAUUUUACCAUAAAAUGGAUGGUAGAUGCUAUUGAUCCCACAAGGAAACAAAAAGUUGAGGCACAGAAACAGGCAGAGAAGCUCAUGAGGAAGAUUGGUGUGACGAAUGUCAAGUUGUCAGAGUAUGAGAUGAGCAUUGCUGCUCAUUUGGUGGACCCUUUAAGUAUGCAGGUCCAGUGGAGUGAUAUCGCUGGCUUGGAUGAUGUAAUUACUGAGCUGAAAGACACAGUCAUACUUCCCAUCCAGAAGCGACACUUGUUUGAGGGAUCCAGGCUGCUCCAGCCGCCAAAAGGUGUGCUGCUGUACGGGCCUCCUGGCUGUGGCAAGACACUGAUCGCCAAGGCCACUGCCAAAGAGGCGGGUUUCCGCUUCAUCAACUUGCAGCCUUCCACCCUCACGGACAAGUGGUACGGAGAGUCCCAGAAACUCGCGGCCGCAGUGUUCUCGCUGGCCAUGAAGCUGCAGCCCUCCAUCAUCUUCAUUGAUGAGAUUGACUCGUUCCUCCGGAGCCGUUGCAGCUCUGACCACGAGGCCACGGCCAUGAUGAAGGCCCAGUUCAUGAGCUUGUGGGACGGGCUGGACACUGACUUUAACUGCCAGGUCAUAAUUAUGGGAGCCACGAACCGCCCGCAGGAUCUGGAUUCUGCCAUUCUUAGGAGGAUGCCUACCAGGUUUCACAUCAACCAGCCUAAUCUAAAACAGAGGGAACAAAUCUUGAAGCUUAUAUUGGAAAAUGAAAAUGUGGAUUCCAGCGUUGACCUGUGCGACGUGGCGAAGGAAACGGACAGCUUUUCCGGAAGUGACCUCCGGGAGAUGUGCCGAGACGCCGCGCUGCUCUGCGUCAGGGACUUCGUUCACAGCAGCCGGGCUGAUAAUUGUCCGGAAGAGGAUUACAUCAGGCCAAUCCAGCAGCAGGAUCUGCAGAAGGCCAUACAGAAAAUGAGGAAGUCCAAGUCUGCAGGAGCACAUAAUGUUCUGGUGCACCCUACUUUGGACUGAGUCUGCCCCAGGGGAAGAGGUCCAGGGAGAGAGGAUUCACACAAUCCCCCCCCCCCCCCCCCCCGGCCCCAAUUAAGUUUAUAUUUCAUCAUUUUCAAAAAAUAAAUAAAGAACUGGUUUCAAGGUGUGGAGGGGGAGCACAGGCACGGUCUGGAUUUAAAGGAGAGAAUGUAGUCACUCCUUCGGAAAUCUUCCGGACACACCACGAUCCACAUGGUUCAGGGGUUCUGCCGUGCAGUUGUUCCAGUUGAACGCUGCUUCUCUCUUUAUUGAAAUCCUCUUUGUUCUUCCAAAAAUCUGUGAGUGCUGGAUAUCACAAAAUCUCUACAGUACAUCUGAAGGGGUACACCGGGUGCCUCUGACUGUUGAUAAAAAAUUAAUAAUUAAAAAAAAAAGUCCUGCUACAGUAAAGAGGAAUGGGGAACUCUUAUCCAUAUGGAAAUGGUGGAAAAGUGCUAAAUAACAGGUUUUUUUUGGGGGGGGGGGGGGUUAAGGGUUGGUGAUGGCCAGAAUGGGGACUGUUGAACACCCUGGGCCAGGUGGUAUAACUACUGGCAUUAAGUGAUGAGGUGCAUUUACGUAGUUCAAGAUGAUGGACUGAAAAUUAACUAUUGCCGUAGUGGAGGUGGAGAGGGGAAUUUGAUUCAAGAUUUGAAGGCGUCUGUGUUCUUUUGGUUUAUGACUCUUCAAGUACAUGGAACCUUUAUUUAUUGACAUAGUUUAGGUUAGCGGUUUCAUUAACUGGUCUAAUAUUACUAAUUUACGGUAAGAGGAGGAGAAGUGGGUUGCGCAUGGUGCUCUCUUGACUUGUUCCUCGUUACCUCAAGUCAUGGAAGUGGAGUUGUUACCUCAUUCCUUUGAAUGGCAGUUCAGUGGUUAGCCCAGAGGUACACUGACAAACCGCUGCUGUACAAUGCUUCUUGUGCUGAUUUUACAUUGCUUGUACAGUUUGUUCCAUUGGCGUGAUACAAUACAAGCAGAAUGUAUGGGGAGAAUCAAGUCGCCUAAUGGGUCUUUUCUGCAUAUAAUGGACUUAAAUUUCUCCUUAAGUAAAAUGAGGGUGUUGGAAAAUAUAAAUAAAUGUAUUGCAAAGACAAAAUUGCCAAUUCUAUGUUACAUUUGUUUUAAGUUUUCUGUGAACUAUAUUUGGAGGUCAUGUUUAGUGUUUUACAUUUUGGUCUUAAUUAUUGAACUGCUGUUUUAAUAAAACAUCAGUUAAAACA
This is a messenger RNA of Anguilla rostrata (American eel), 2812 nucleotides long. It is a transcript of the gene atad1b, whose product is annotated as ATPase family AAA domain containing 1b. Gene Ontology annotation, molecular function: ATP hydrolysis activity; ATP binding. Bases 489 to 1589 code for a protein of 366 amino acids. Gene Ontology annotation, cellular component: mitochondrial outer membrane. NCBI's taxonomy places the organism in Eukaryota, Metazoa, Chordata, Actinopteri, Anguilliformes, Anguillidae. The transcript is spliced from 10 exons. Gene Ontology annotation, biological process: extraction of mislocalized protein from mitochondrial outer membrane. The record is from RefSeq and is a predicted model, not a curated record.